ACUUAAUGCCAUUAAGUCAUCCUUUCACUAUCUAUCCUAGCGUGAAGCAAAUACUAUUGCCUGCAGCUAGACCUAACAACAGCCACAGCCGAAUUUUAACCUUCGUCUAGCGUUCUGCCCCUCUUCGUCUUCACUCCGCCUUAGUAGAGACUACAGAUAUAAUGGAGUAUUCCUACAUCACUACGGACGAUGGCUGUAAAAUCGCUUUUCAGAGCUCCCAGCCAAUUAAUUAUUUGCCUCUCGAGAGGAAUUACGGCACCCUUACGCUCCUUAUACAUGGUUUCUCGGGGUCGUCAUUGUACUUUCAGCGCAACUACAGCCAGCUCUCUCAACAAGCCUGGGUGAUCGGGGUCGAUCUUCGUGGCCACGGCAACUCUGGCCGUCCAAAAGGAGGAUAUCAUGUCGCCCGGCUAGCCGCAGACCUGAAAGCACUCAUUUUGCAUGUGAGGAAUGCCGUUCCGGAUGUAAAGAUAGUUCCAGUGGGUUGCUCUAUCGGCGCCGCGAUUCUAUGGACUUAUGUGGAGCUUUUCAGCGACGAUGACUUUGCAGGUAUGGUCUUUGUUGACCAGGCACCCCUGCAGGACCGCUCCCCUUUUGGUUCUUGGGACGAGUCCAAGGCCCACCGUGGAUGCUUUGACGAGAAAUCAAUGCUGGGCGUACAAAAGGCGUGGAUACAAAAUGCUGAGAGUGCGUUCAAAGGGCUAGUGGCGGACUGUUUGGGCUAUCGUUACGACCCGCUGCCAGGCGAUGAUGCAAGCGAGGAGCGCAAGAGCGAGGAUGAGCGGUUCUUCACAAGCCAAAGUCGAAGAUGCGACCCUGUAUGGUUAGCCAGACUUUUAGCUGAUCACACGAGGUACGAUCAUAGGGAGGCUUGCGAGCAGAUAGAGGUACCUGUACUGGUUAUGGCCGGAAGAAGGACGGGCUGUUUCCCGCUGGACGGGAUGAAAGAGACUGUCAGACGAGUUGAGGAGGGACGGAGAGCUAGAGGUGGUGGAUAUCAGCCUGGAUGGUCUGUUUUUGAGGGUGGCCAUUGGUUGUUCUGGGAAGAGCCGGAGAGAUUCAAUGAGGAGAUCAAUCAGUUCGUGGACACUGUGAGCAUUGCGACGGCAGAGCAAAGAAUUUGAGCGAUAAGGGUGAGUGAAUCGACUUAUCCAAAAUGGUCUGUGGCCGCUUUCGGUGUUUGUCACCUCAGGUCCAUCUGCACAUCAUCCGAAUAGGCAGCUCGUUGAUAGUAAGCAAUCAGCUUAUAUAGACAAUCAUGACAGGCCAAGAUUCGUCCC
This is a messenger RNA of Paraphaeosphaeria sporulosa, 1280 nucleotides long. Its product is annotated as alpha/beta-hydrolase. NCBI's taxonomy places the organism in Eukaryota, Fungi, Ascomycota, Dothideomycetes, Pleosporales, Didymosphaeriaceae. The record is from RefSeq and is a predicted model, not a curated record. The transcript has a single exon. The coding region runs from base 162 to 1124 and encodes 320 amino acids.